AAGCCGUUACAUUAUUCUCUCUCUCUCUCUCUGCUUCAACUCUCACUAUUGUCACUGAUUUUUCAAAAAUAGUUUUCACGAAGCACUGACAGAAGAACAGAGCACACUCGUUCUCGUUCUCUCUCUCUCUCUCUCUCACUCAAAAACGCUGUCGUUUUCUACUCCGCUGGUGGUUCUUGAUUCUCUCAGGCGCUCUUUCAACAACUUUUGAAGGACUCAAGAUUUCUCCGUGUGGAUAUAGUGAAGGCGAAGAUGAUUCGAACAUCUGCAGUCACUCCACUGACUAAGAUUCGAAGGACACUUUCGUCCACCCCGGGCGGUUCAAAAUUUCGGGAGGAGAAAAUAUUAGUCACUGUGAGGAUGAGGCCGCUGAGCCGAAAGGAACAAGCUAUGUAUGAUCUCAUUGCGUGGGAUUGCGUGGAUGAGCAUAGUAUUGUGUUCAACAACCCCAAUCACGAGCGCCCUGCAACCACAUACACCUUUGAUAAAGUUUUUAGUCCUACGUGCUCGACUCAGAAGGUUUAUGAAGAGGGUGCUAAGGAUGUGGCUCUAUCUGCACUUACUGGAAUUAAUGCAACAAUUUUCGCAUAUGGGCAGACUAGCAGUGGCAAGACUUAUACCAUGAGAGGAAUCACAGAAAAUGCCAUUAAGGAUAUCUAUGAGCAUAUCAGAAAUCACCAGGAGAGGGAUUUUGUUGUGAGGGUUUCUGCUUUAGAGAUCUACAAUGAGACUGUUGUUGACCUUUUGAAUCGUGAAUCUGGUUCCCUUCGGCUUUUGGAUGAUCAUGAGAAGAAAGGUACUAUUGUGGAAAAACUUGUUGAAGAGGUUGUUAAGGAUGGCCAACAUCUGCAGCAUAUAAUUCGAAUUUGUGAAGCUCAAAGGCAGGUGGGAGAAACUGCUCUAAAUGAUAAAAGCUCAAGAUCACAUCAGAUAAUAAGGCUGACUGUACAGAGUAGCCUUCGGGAAAGUUCUGGAUGUGUAAAGUCUUUCAUAGCAAGUUUGAAUCUUGUGGAUCUUGCUGGAAGUGAACGGGCCUCCCAAACAAAUGCAGAUGGCACAAGAUUGAAGGAAGGCAGUCACAUCAACCGUAGCUUGUUGACACUGACAAAAGUGAUCAGGAAGCUAAGCGAAGGCAAAAGGAGUGGUCACAUACCAUACAGGGAUUCAAAGCUUACACGAAUACUGCAGUCUUCACUUGGGGGAAAUGCUCGUACAGCCAUUAUUUGUACCAUGAGUCCUGCUUUAAGUCAUGUGGAGCAAACAAGGAAUACACUCUCAUUUGCAACUAGUGCAAAGGAAGUUACCAAUAAUGCCCAAGUAAACAUGGUUGUUUCGGAUAAGCGACUCCUGAAGGAUUUGCAGAAGGAAGUGGCUAGGCUUGAAGCAAAGCUACAAAGUCCUGAGUCUUCUUCAUCUUCAUGUUUGAAGUCCUUACUAUUGGAGAAGGACCUAAAAAUACAGCAGAUGGAGAGGGAGAUGGAAGAGCUAAAGCGACAGAGAGACCUUGUAGAGUACCAACUUGAAGAAGAGAGAAAAUCACACAAGGCACAAAAGGGUUUGGACCAAUGUGGGCCUUCUUGUCAAGUUGUUAGGUGUCUUUCUUUUCCUGAUGAAGAUCAAUCGGCUUCUGGUAAAACUACACCAGUAACUAGACCAAGAAAUGCAGUUGGAAGGCAGGCAAUGGUGAGGCAAUCUGCUACUUCAACGGAUCCAUCCAUGCUUGUGCAUGAAAUAAGAAAGCUUGAGCAACGGCAGAGGCAGCUUGGUGAGGAAGCAAAUCGGGCGCUUGAAGUACUGCAUAAGGAGGUUUCUUCCCAUAGAAUAGGGAGUCAAGAAACUGGUGACACUAUUGCGAAGCUGUUGUCUGAAAUAAAGGACAUGCAAGCAAUUAGCUUCAUUUCUGAAGAAAUUGUUAUUGGAGAUAAGACCAACCUGAUGGAAGAAAUAACCCGAUUGAAGACUCAAGGAAGCACCAUUGAAUCUUUAGAAAAGAAGCUUGAGAGUGUUCAGGAAUCUAUAGAUCAGCUGGUUUCAUCUUUCGCAAGUAGCAAGGAGACUCCCGAGUGCAAGACCCAAUCCAAAAAGAAAAAAUUUCUUCCUUUUGCUGUCAGCAACAAUGCAAACAUGCAAAAUAUAAUUCGAUCCCCUUGCUCACCUUUGUCCACUUCUCGUAAAAUGGAAUACGAGUUGGAGAACAAAGUCCCUGAGAAUAAAGAUGCUUUGCCCAGUAGUGAUACAUUGCCCAGGCCAUUUCAAGCAACUCCAGUAAAGGACAGACCUCCUGCUUCACAGCAAUCAAAUUCAGUUAACGUGAAGAAAAUGCAGAGGAUGUUUAAGAAUGCUGCUGAGGAGAACAUACGGAGCAUUAGAGCCUAUGUUACUGAGUUAAAAGAGCGGGUAGCAAAGCUUCAAUACCAAAAGCAGCUUCUCGUUUGCCAGGUAUUGGAGCUAGAGACUGUGGCUGGAACCGAUGAGCCCAACAUAAUUGAUCAGAGUCCAUCAAAGCCAUGGAAGUUAAAGUUUGAGGAUGAGAGGAAGCAAAUUGUAAUGUUGUGGCAUUUGUGCCAUGUCUCACUUAUUCACCGCACUCAAUUUUUUCUAUUAUUCAAGGGAGACCCUGCUGAUGAGAUAUAUAUGGAGGUUGAACUCAGAAGGUUGACAUGGUUGGAGCAGCACUUUGCAGAGCUUGGCAAUGCAAGUCCUGCACUUUUAGGUGAUGAACCUGCAGGCACUGUUUCAGCAAGUGUCAAGGCUCUUAAGCAAGAAAGGGAAUAUCUAGCUAAGAGGGUGAGUUCUAAACUAACAGCAGAUGAGAUAGAAUCCCUUUACUCAAAAUGGGAAAUUCAUUCGUGCGGAAAACAAAGGAGAUUACAAUUGGUGAACAAGUUGUGGACAAACCCUUAUGACAUGGAGCACAUUAAAGAGAGUGCUGAAAUAGUUGCAAAAUUGGUUGGCUUCUGCGAAUCCGGUGAACAGAGUAAGGAGAUGUUUGAGCUAAGCUUUGCAAACCCUUCAGAUAAGAAGUCAUGGAUGGGCUGGAAUUUGAUAUCGAAUCUGUUAAAUCUAUAACAAAAUACUUGUAGUUCUACUACAUUUAAAUUCUCUGUUACAUUGAUCUGGAAACAAAUUUUGCCAUGCAAGCUGUGCAUGAUAUGUACCUAGAUAGGUGAGUAAAUGUUUGUUUCUGGUGCCUUGUAAUUAACUUGCGAUAAUAGUAAUGAAAAUUAUAAUUGUUGUCAUA
Molecule: messenger RNA, 3241 nt
Organism: Quercus robur (English oak)
Lineage: Eukaryota; Viridiplantae; Streptophyta; Magnoliopsida; Fagales; Fagaceae
Product: kinesin-like protein NACK2
Exons: 15
Coding region: 253-3069 (938 amino acids)
Biological process (GO): microtubule-based movement
Molecular function (GO): microtubule motor activity; microtubule binding; ATP binding
Source: RefSeq, a predicted model, not a curated record